UAACUAUUUAGCGCGUAAAUAUUAGGUGUGAUACUGUUGUCAUUUCCUUAUCCGGUCUCUUGUAAAGUCGUCAUCAUGAAGAUUGAAGUUUGCAGUUUCAGUGGUUAUAAAAUAUAUCCUGGUCAUGGGAAGCGCAUGGUUAAAGCCGAUGGCAAGGUUCUGCAGUUCCUUAACUCAAAAUGUGAGCGGUCCUUUAAAAUGAAACGUAACCCUCGAAAAAUAAACUGGACUGUCUUGUAUCGGCGAAAGCAUAAAAAAGGUCAGACUGAAGAGGUUGCAAAGAAGAGAACUCGGAGGACGGCCAAGUUUCAGAGGGCCAUUGCUGGAACCACUCUCAGCGAUAUUUUGGCCAAGCGUAAUCAGAAGCCUGAAGUAAGAAAAGCUCAACGGGAACAGGCCAUAAGGGCUGCUAAAGAAAAACAAAGAGCUAAGGAAGCGCUGAAGAGGAGUGUCAAAACCCCUGCAAAGCCUGCUUCAAAGACAUUGAAUCCAAAAACAAAAGCAGCUAAGUCAAUUCCUGUUAAAGCUCCAAGAGUUGGAGGCAAACGUUAAAGAAUCUGGUUAUGUAUGAAUAAAAUGAUUUCAAUCUUA
Messenger RNA from Octopus sinensis (East Asian common octopus), 591 nucleotides. Its product is annotated as 60S ribosomal protein L24. Gene Ontology annotation, molecular function: structural constituent of ribosome; mRNA binding. The transcript is spliced from 5 exons. The record is from RefSeq and is a predicted model, not a curated record. Lineage: Eukaryota; Metazoa; Mollusca; Cephalopoda; Octopoda; Octopodidae. Gene Ontology annotation, biological process: cytoplasmic translation. Bases 76 to 552 code for a protein of 158 amino acids. Gene Ontology annotation, cellular component: cytosolic large ribosomal subunit.